UUGUGGAUUUCUCUAUUUUCCUAUUAUUUAGCGUAACAAAAUAACUCCCUAAUUUAAUGAGAUUGUGGAGAACAUAUGAAAUUAUCUAUUAUUAUACUUUUUCUAAUUACAAUAUCUCACAAUAGAAGCCACAAUGAAUAUACAUUUGAAGGAAGCUUUUUCUCGAAUGAAACCAGUAUGUGAUAUGGUGAUGAUAAAUCCUUCUCCAGAUUAUAUUACGGAAUUUGAAUCUCUGGUUAGUGAAUUGAAGAUCGAUGUGCUGCAAGAACUCCAUCAAUAUAUGCUUUUCCCAUUUAUAACACACUUGCAAUCAAAGGAGAUAGAAAAUAAAUAUGAAAUGCAAAGAGUUCUUGUGCAUGGAAUGAAGGUUGUUAUCCAAAGGGUUAAGAUAACAAGUUAUGAAAUGUGCUUAAAGAUUGAGGUGGCCUUCAUGAACCUUAUAUUUGACAAAACUAAGAAGGGCAUGGUUGCAAAUGUCCCAGAGGAGUUGAAAUUAAGUGUGAUGGAGUGUCUUACAGCAUUGAUGAUAAACCUUGAGCCGAGUGUACGGCUGAAGUUGCUACAGACUCAGGUUCCACUGCUGGCACAGACAGUGUUUCUGUCGGUCCACCUGGCUAAAUUGGAAAAGCUAAGAACAUUGCGGCUGGCUGCAAUAGAUUCUGUGAAUGCGCACAUAGCAUGUCACAGAACACUAACUGAUAAAAUGGGCCGCAUAACAGACCCAGCUAUAGAGAAGGCCGUAGUGCACAUGACAUCAAGUAUAUUGCCCGGAGUGCUUGCUUCCUUGCAAGACGUUGCCACUUGCACCGACAACCCGGGGCAUGCUGUUAUUGUGGCAGCACUAGAUGCGAUAUGCAGGAUUUUAUGCCUCACAAUGAACGACAAAUUCUUCAGAACAAACAAAGAUAUUACACCAGAGGAUUUCAUGAAUUUGCUGAAGGACAAAGAAGAAGGGGAUGAUGAGGCCACAAGAGAUAGGAAAUUGAAAACUGCGACAAAGCUGUCUCGGGAGUGGUACACAAUGGCUGGGGAGAAGCUGAAGACGGUGAUCAAGAGUGUGGUGUUGCUGGUGACCCACGAACACCAUAGGGUCAGGAAGGAGUUAGCAGUCCUCUGUCACCGAGUCUUGGUGGAUUGCAGCGAAACAAUGUUGUCAUCCCUCCCACUAUGUGUAGAGGUGCUUAUUUGUUUGACCAAUGACCCAUACAUGGAGGUGUCAGAAUACUGCUCCAAAGCUGUCCAGGACCACUUCUCGAGAAACCCCGGAGUUGAGGCCAUGGAGAGUCUUCGGGAUAACUUCAUACUGGCCAUCAAUAACUUGCCCAGAGUGCUUAAUAAUAUAGACACAUCGCGUAAGCUAAACGCCCUGGACUCCGUACUCGGGUACGCGCGAGUACUAGCAGCGAGCGAGGUGCGGGCCGGAUGCGGGGGGCGGUCCGUCGAUGUGCGCCUAGGAGGCGUGGCCGGGGGGCGGGCGCUCCCGUACGACCGCCUGCGCCCCGCCGCGCUCGCACUCGUCGCCGCUGCGGCGCUGGACGUGCCACCACAGCUGCUCGCGCGACGCACCGCGUGUGAGGCGGCGGAGGCUGUGGCGUGCGCGGGCGGCGAGCGCGGCACGCCGUGGCGGUCACUGCUCAACGUAGACCCCGGCUUACCUGAGGAGCGUUUACGCGCGGUGUGCGGCGCGCUGGGCUCGCUGUCGGCAGCGGCGUUGCUGUUCGACGUGCUGCUUGACGAACUUCGUGCGGGAGCCACAGAGCCCAUACUGCUUAUAAACUGGAUCGCUACAGGUCCGGACACAGACGAGUCGCUGGCUCGGCGACUGGUGUGCGAGUACACCGCGGAGGAGGUGUGGGCGUGCCCGCUCGAGGACCCCACCCCCGCCCCGCCCCCCGACACGUAUGACGUCACCGUGUACGACCCACACGCGUGGACCAAGGACAGCGUGCCUGGUUUAUACGAGGGCGCGACGGAGACGCGGUACACGGGCAUCAGCUACCUCCACCCGCGGCGGCCGCAGUCCCGCGCGAGUGCGGCGGCGGCGCGGCGCGGCGUGCUGCGGCGGUGUUUAAUGGCGGAGGGCUUGGAGCUGGCGGCGCGACGCCUCGGCCCCGCUUACCGCCCGCACUUGCUGCGUACGCUCACGCUCGUGCUAGAGGCUGUCGGCAGCAAAUUCGAGUUUGUGUCGAUGGCGGGCGCGCACGCACUGGCGAACAUCGCGGUCGCGCUCGGCCACGCCUCCGUCGGCGCGCUCAUCGCCGAAAACGCUGACUACUGUACCAAUCAGAUCGCUACUAGACUAAAAAAGGCGUGGAGUAUCAGUUCGGCGCUGGAGAUGUUGUCCGUGGUGAUACAGUACAGCGACGUCGCCAUACUCGAAUACCUGCACGGCAUCGUUGACGACGUUCUAGUGCAGAGCUGCGACAGAUAUUACCAGCAAGAUCUGUACUCGUUUCUGCUGGUGUUCCACACGUUUGUGGCCCGUCUCAGACAGUGGUUCCCGGAAGAAACGAAACCGGAAGACCCAGAACAGAUUCAUAUCCUAAAUGAUCUCAACGAAUACAUUCAAAACCAGAGGGAGGCAGAGAAAUUAAUGGCGGCAGAAGAAAUGGAAGAUGCGGGGAAGAGCGCAGAAGAAAUGUACAGGGAGGACGAGCUUAGAAGAGAAGAAGAGAUGCUAGACUACGAUGACAACGUUGAGCCGGAAGCAGCGCCGCUGCCGCAACACGCGCGCGCGGUGGUGUACGUAGCGGAGCGCUGCGUGCAGUUCGCGGCGAGCGGCGACAGCGGGUGUGCGGCGCUCGCGUUGCGCGUACUGAGCGAGGCGUUCCCGCUGUUGGCCUCGCACGAGGACGCGCUGUUGCCGCUCGCGCACGCCGCGUGGGUACCGCUCGCUGCGGCCGCACGCGCCGACCCGCCCGUGCUGCGCGCCGCGCUGCAGUUAUUGCGAGUGUUGGCGAGGCUCUGCGGCGACUUCAUACGCAGCCGCACUGUAAAGGACAUCCUGCCAUCCCUUCACUCGUUCCUGCGCAAGUCGUCGUCGGACAGUUACCUGCAGGACGCGGGCGCGGCGUACCGCCUGUCCCGGGCGUACGCGCUGCAGCUCGCCGUGCUGGAGGACGUGCCGGCGCUGGUGAUGCACCUGCAGCUCGACGAGGACACCAUGGAGGAGACCAUGAGCUGCGUGAGGCUGUACCUCAGCAGGAAGCAGCCGAGACCGCUGCAGGAGCUAGCGGUGAGGUGCUUCAAGAAGUUUCUGGAAUACAACUACGGCGCCGCGUGGCAACAUCUGCGGCGGUUGUGCAACAACCAGAGCUCGCUCGAGCCCCCGACCGUGUCCGACGAGUCUGACAUACAGCUGGUGACCGUGUACGGCACGCCUUACGAGACCGCCGACACGGACUUCGACAGCAACAUACGACUGAUCUUCGACAUCAAAUAGACUUAAGCUGUCCGCGUCCUAGCUGUCGAGUGACGACAUGGACAGGACAGAUGAAGGUAUUGUUGAUAGGCUGUAAACAGCCCGAGUUCAAUGAACUUCAUUCGUUUUGGCUUUAAAAAUCAGAGCUAUUUAGCCUGUUGAUCGAAUGGACUCUUCGAUGUUUUUGAAUGUUAAAAUACGUAGCGGCCUCGUGCUUUAGAGAUAAGCAACUGAAAACUCAUUGCGAAUUUAAUGUAGUGAAGAAUCUCGAAUAUUAUGUGUAAAUUAUAAUAUAUAUCUGUCAUAUUUCGAUGACGAUGUAGCUUAUUUUUUUAACCUCCGUUUCAUUCCAGUGUUAAAUUAUUGUUUCCAGUGUUUUAUUCGUCGUAAGGAGUAUCAAAACACUGGAAUGAAACAUUUCUCUUUAGGAUAGAAACAUUGGAUCAGUUUUGAAUGUGUAAAUAAAACCCAAGACAGGCAGUAGGUACUUAUUUUAUUUUUAUUGUUUUAUAAAAACAUUAAUAGUCACUAAAAACAAAUAUACCCAUCGGCCAUCACUUAUAUGAGUCGCACUCGCGAAACUUACGCACUUAGCUCACUGAUUGCCACAAAAAAGAUAGAACGAGAUGCAACAUAACGCCGCAUUGCCAUUCUUGAAGAUCUGUCACCCGCUUCGUGCGGCGUCAGUGACCUAAGCGCAGUGGCAAUAGCAUCAGAAAACCGAUAUGGCAAAUAUGCACUUCAAUUGGGCGAUCCUGGGUGCUAUCCGAGGCUAAAUAAGAUCAUAAUAGUUCACUCGUUAAAUCUUAUAUUCACGUAUAAAUUUAUGAUAAAUUGAGACUUAUGUAUUAACUUGACUGUGUUGUUAUUGUAAAAAAUCUAUUGGUGCCAUGAAUUCUAGUCCAUUAUUUGUAGUAAUUGUUUAUGUUGUACCAGAAGAUAACAAAAUGCAGAAAUUAUUUUAAAAUCCUUACAAUACAUAAAACGUUACAUCUAUUAAAUGUAGCAAAUCUUGUGUCAAACAUCUUGAUUUAGAAAAUAAUUAUAGGUAAUGCUUUUUUAAAUCAGAAAGUCUUUAUUUUAAUUUUAAACGGUGGUUGUACAUUGACUAUAGUGCUGAACCAGACGGGAAUCCUACACGCCUACUACUAUAUCGAUGUAAACAACCUUUAUAUUAAUUAUCUAGUUUUGACUUUUUUGCCUAGUAUAGCCUAUAAGGUACAUUCUAAGCUAGUCUUUUUGGUAACUUAAUAAAAAAAUUAGAACAUUGAACAGUCCAAAAUAUUUCAUCUAAAUGUAAGCUUUGUAUAUACUCGCAAAGACUGUUCGGAUUUUAAUGUUAGCUGUUAAACUAGAUUAUUAAUAUAGUAACUAAAUUCUUGUUGUCUUGGUGUAUUUUAUGGAGGCACUUCACUUGGCUAUUUGUAUUUGCGUAUUUGAUGUAUUCGCCAAACAAUCACCAUGUGUAGACGGUAUAUUUGACAAAUAUUGGCCUUAUUUGCCUAUUUGACAAAUAUGACAAAUACCAAAUACACCCGUACCUUUGUCGGUUUUUGACACACAUCAAACGAGUCAAAUAGGCAAGUAAAGAAAAUCAGGUAAAAGUUUGGUAUUUGACGUCCAUGUGUGGAUGGUCGUAUUUGCCUAUAUUUGCUUGUUUGCGUAUUCGUCAAUAAUGUUGUCAAAUACAACAAAUAGCCAAUAGCAAAUACAAAUAGCCAUGUGAAGUGCCUCCAUUAUAUUAUGUAGUUUCGAAAAUGACCACUUCAAAUUUUAAACCAUAGAAACCAUAGCCUAAGU
Messenger RNA from Aricia agestis (brown argus), 5221 nucleotides. It is a transcript of the gene Tti1, whose product is annotated as TELO2-interacting protein 1 homolog. The coding region runs from base 134 to 3442 and encodes 1102 amino acids. The transcript has 18 exons. Gene Ontology annotation, cellular component: cytoplasm. Gene Ontology annotation, biological process: chromatin remodeling. NCBI's taxonomy places the organism in Eukaryota, Metazoa, Arthropoda, Insecta, Lepidoptera, Lycaenidae. The record is from RefSeq and is a predicted model, not a curated record.